AAUAUAUGAAAUUUGGGAGUGAAAAUGAGUUAAUAAAGAAAGUCUUGUUUUUGUCACUGAAGCAACAACACUACCAAUACAAUUCAUAGUUGGGUUGGGUGUUGUAGCUCUCUUCGACUGUCAUAAGGUAUAAUAAUGCUACUUCAAUCUAAUGCUCACAAUUGUCAAACCAAGCUUUAUAUGCAAUUAAAUAAAGUAACUUCUUACAGCAAUUGGUUUACAUAUUAGGUCUUAUUCUCUAAUUAUUUUACAAUAACCCCUCUAAGUUUCUUACCAUUAUAUAUUUAGGCAAAGGUUCAUUACAACUGUGAAAUAAAAUUUACUUGGUACAGACAAACAAACAGCAACAGUGUCGUAGAAGCUAUGUUUCCGCAUUUCAAGUCGAAAAAAUGCAAAACCGCAUUGAAGCUUGCGGUCUCACGGUUGAAUCUUUUGAAGAACAAGAGAGAAUUGCAUGUGAGGCAGCUCCGGGAAGAAUUGGCUCACUUGCUUCACUCUGGUCACAACCAUGCUGCCAGAGUCAAGGUUGAAUACGUGGUGAUGGAAGAGAAGAGCAUGGGAGCAUACGAUCUUAUUAAGAUAUACUGUGAACUCAUUACAGCACGUUUGCCAGUGAUCGAAUCACAAAAAAACUGCCCCAUGGAUUUGAAGGAAGCGAUUUCGAGUGUAAUAUUUGCGUCCCCAAGAUGUUCGGAUAUACCUGAGCUUGUGGAUGUGAAGAAGCACUUUACGGCUAAGUAUGGAAAAGAGUUUGUCUCAGCAGCUGUUGAAUUACGCUCUGAAUGUGGUGUAAAUCGUUUGUUGGUUGAGAAAUUGUCUCCCAGAGCACCAGAUGGUCCAACCAAAAUCAGAAUACUGAUUGAAAUUGCAGAGGAAUAUAAUGUCAGAUGGCAACCGUCUUUAGAAGAAAAUUAUGAGAAAUUGUCUCACGAUUUACUGGCUGGACCAAGCUCCAUUUAUGGUAUUAAUUUGCCACCAGUUCUAGUGGAACCUCCACAACUUCGUGAUCCACUUGUAGGUGAUGAAGAAGAACCUCCUAGUUUACAAGCUUCUUGUGAACUUAAAGAAAUGCAAGAUAAGUCUAGAAGUUUUUGUGAGAAGAAUGGAAAAGUAAAUUCUUCAGGUACUAGAAAUCAGGAAGUGGAUUUUGGAAACUUGUGUUGUGAAAACAUGAGUGAUUUCCAAAAGGGUAGACAUAACUGGGAGAUGGAAUUCAAGGAUGCUGCAACUGCUGCACAGGCAGCUGCAGAAUCUGCAGAACGUGCAAGCGUGGCUGCAAGAGCAGCUGCUGAACUUUCCAACCGUGAAAAGUUAACAAGGCAGUGUUCAGGUGAAUGGCAGAGUUCUUGUAGAGGAGGGUUCAGAGCUGAAUUAUCUCUACAAUAUGCUUUUCAUUCUUCCAAACAUCUUUCUGCUGGUUAUGUCGCUAACACAUUCCGAAGAAGCGCUUUUGAGAUUAAUGUAACAGAACAACAUAGCCUGGUAGGACAACAAAAUGAACAUUUCAUGAAUGGUAAUGAUAAUGUGGUGAAGCCUUACCAGAAAGUGCAGGGUGAAGCAAACAAGGAAUCGAGCGGAAGUGGCUCGGAUGCAUACUUAGAUUCUGAUACUACUGAUUCUGAGGGUGGAGUUUCUGAACAAAAUUCAGAUAUUCUUGCGCAUUCUUCAAAAACUGCAAUCAUACCAGAUAAGGAAGAGACUUCAAAACCAUUAAACUCAAAGGAGAAGGCACCACAUGUUCAUCCAAACUUACCUGAUUGUGAUACCUUCGCUGCACAAUUUCUGUCUCGUAAGAAACAUUAUUAAUAGAAUUAUAAGUAUGAAUUUAAGUCUUACAUUGAUAUAAAUGAAAAAGUAGAACAUCAUAUAAAAUGGAUUGAAGAUGUAUUAAACUAUUAUUUUAGAGUUUAGAGCAGAGAGUAAUGUCAAUUUCUUAUGUGAAUGAUUGGAGACGAUGUUUUGUUUA
Molecule: messenger RNA, 1966 nt
Organism: Vigna radiata var. radiata (mung bean)
Lineage: Eukaryota; Viridiplantae; Streptophyta; Magnoliopsida; Fabales; Fabaceae
Product: IST1-like protein
Exons: 7
Coding region: 364-1806 (480 amino acids)
Biological process (GO): protein transport
Source: RefSeq, a predicted model, not a curated record